CCAAGUGGAAUGUUGUUUUGUAGGGCUCAGUUAAAUCAUUGCGUUGCUAAUCGUUUGCUUUUGCAAUACAGAGUUGCACUAGUAUGUCGACACGUGAGCAGAUCACUUGCUGCGCAUUGCAGUGAUCAGACAAGAUUCAAUGAAAUUCGAAUCCAGAUGCUGUCCAAGAGUCUGCACGAUCAGCUAUUCGGUGGCAGACAAGAUCACGUGCCGGCUGACACACUGAAUGCAAUUCGAGAGGAUCUAAGAAAGCACAACCUGUGGGGCCGACAAGGACAAGUAACUGGCGACACAAAUUUUAAACUUCCGGAAUUACUUGGAAAGAACCCGGAUGACCAUUUUAAACAGAUUGCUAUCGAGCAGAGUGAACCGUACUUAAACUAUGCCAAACGUUUCAUCCGCGGCCCGCUUCCCAGGAUGCCAAAUGAAUGGCUUUUUCACUCGGGGUGGACAAAGUACGACACACAAACCGGUGACAGGAUUUUAAUUGAUUACCCGGAUGAUGAAGCAUUAGUCUUUGAUGUUGAAGUUUGCGUGAAGGACAGUCCUCUCCCGGUGUUGGCUGUGGCUGCGUCUGAGAGUACGUGGUACUCUUGGGUAAGCAGCAGGCUUGUGGAGAGGCAGCAAUACGGAUGGUUGUCACAAAACGUUGUUGAAAAUUUGAUUCCAUUUGAGAGUGUAGGGGAUGGAGAGGAGAUGAGACGAGGAGAGAGAAUGAAGAGGUUGGUGGUUGGUCAUAUGGUGGGGUAUGAUAGAGCGAGGAUCAGAGAACAAUACGAUAUCAAUGCAAGCCACACAAAAUUUCUCGACACUGGAAGCCUCCACAUGUGCGUCUCAGGUUUUAGCUCCUUGCAGCGUUCACUAGUAAUGAAACGGCGACGAAAAAAGGGAAAAAAGACGCCGUGGGAAAAAGUGGGUGCAAUGAACUCACUAGAGGAAAUUCACCAGUUUUACGUUGGAGGUGAAAAACUGGACAAAACGCCUCGUGAUACAUUCGUCGAGGGCACGUUGAGUGAUGUGUAUGACGACUUCCAGCGUUUGAUGUUGUAUUGUGCGUGUGACGUGCGUGCAACGCAUCAGGUUUUGUGUGUUGUGUUGCCCAUGUUUUUGGAGCGUCUGCCGCAUCCAGUGACGUUUGCUGGGAUGUUGGAGAUGGGGCUGGCGUAUCUGCCUGUUGACCAGAUGUGGUGUGAGUAUGUUGAUAUGGCGGAUAAAGUUUAUGGAGAUUUGGAACGAGAGAUGAAGAGUAACUUGAUGAAGCUUGCUGAUGAGGCGUGCAGUUAUGGACAUAAUGAACAGUAUAAAUAUGAUCCCUGGUUGCAUGGCUUGGAUUGGAAGGUACCUAAAUAUCUGAAGAAAAGACGCUUGAAAACACUGUCUGAUGAAGUGAAGAAAACUCUUGAAAAGAAAGUGAUUGAUGAAGAUGUUUUUCAGCCGGAUGUUUGGCGACAGCAUUUGCCGGGAUAUCCUAAUUGGUAUCGCAAGCUUUGUCCUCGAAUUGAAGAGCAGACUGGAUUUGGUGUGUCUUUGAUAAGUGCAAACUCACAGGUCACACCAAGUCUGUUACGUCUGCAAUGGGAUGGUCGUCCUCUCUAUCAUAUGAAGAACUCUGGAUGGGGCUAUUUAGUUCCUGUUGGUGAUGACACAGAAAAAUUUAACAAACUAGUGGAAAAUAGUCUAGAAAUACACAAUAGGUUUGCUUUUGAUAAACAAGAAGCCUUUGUUGAUAAGCCAGUCACUGCAGGUGAUGUUGUUCGUUUUGUUGAAGAGUUGGAUGUGUUGGACAUCGCAUGUACGGAUGUGUGGCAUGCUAUGGAAGCUUUGGAGUUGGAAAUGGCAAAUGAAAAUGGAAAUGUAGGUCAAAUUGAUGAGAAUCAGGAGAUGAAAAUUGCAGUGAAGAAACUGCCUGGACUGAAGCAGGAAAUUGUUUUAUUUGAUCAUCCAUUACUGGGGAAAGUUCGAUUUGUACCAUUGCCACACAAAGAUGGGGACAAUCACAAUGUUGGUAAUCCAUUAGCCAAGACAUUUCUAUCAAGAAUGGAGGAUGGCACUCUCACGUCAGGAAGUGGAGACUUGGGAAAGGAGACACUGAGACUUAAUGGAAUAGUGUCAUUCUGGAGAAGCAAUCGGAAGAGAAUAUUAGAUCAGUUUACUGUGUGGCUACACAAACAAGAAACAAGCCAAUCCAAUGGAAUGAUAAUUGAGAACAGUCAACCAAAGUUUGGUGUCAUUCUACCUCAAGUUCGUGUGGCUGGAACCGUAACGAGACGAGCAGUAGAGCCGACGUGGCUUACAGCAAGCAAUGCAAAGGAGGAUCGUUUGGGCUCCGAACAGAAAGCCAUGAUUCAAGCACCGUCUGGUUAUUGUUUUGUUGGUGCUGAUGUUGACAGCCAGGAGCUGUGGAUAGCUGCCAUUCUUGGCGAUUCACAAUUUGCAGGCAUUCACGGCUGCACACCAUUCGGCUGGAUGACAUUGCAAGGACAGAAGACUGAAGGAACAGACCUCCACAGCAAAACAGCUGCAACAAUUGGAAUCAGCAGAGACCAAGCAAAAAUAUUUAAUUACGGUCGUAUCUAUGGAGCUGGUCUUCCAUUUGCUGUCCAUAUGUUACAACAAUUCAAUCAUCAAAUGACUGAAGAAGACGCUACAGAGAAAGCCAAGCAGUUGUAUGCUGCAACGAAGGGAACGAGACGUUAUCAAGUGUCAAACGUGGGAUUUGAUUUGUGUCAAGAGCAUGAUAUCAUGUGUGAUGAGAAUGGGGAGAUUUCGUCUGAGGAGAUGGCUGAACUGAGAUUUUUGACUAAAAAAUCACCCCGUACUCUCAGUAUUAACCAAAGGUGGAGAGAUGGAAGUGAAUCUGAGAUGUUUAAUAAGCUGGAAAGUGUUAUCAGUGGGAAACAGCCUUGCACUCCUGUGUUGGGAUGUAGGAUCAGUCGAGCAUUGGACACACCAGUAGUGGGAGAAACGUUUAAAACAAAUCGUAUCAAUUGGGUCGUCCAGUCAUCAGCAGUUGACUAUCUCCACUUACUUCUCGUCUCAAUGCGUUGGCUAUUUGACACAUACAACAUUGAAGGUCGUUUCAGCAUCAGCAUUCAUGACGAGGUGCGAUAUUUGGUGAGGAGCAAGGAUCGGUAUAGAGCUGCUCUUGCCUUGCAGAUCAGUAAUCUUUUGACUCGAGUGAUGUUUGCGUAUAAACUUGGGAUGAAUGAUUUGCCACAGGCUGUUGCUUUCUUCAGUGCAGUUGAUAUUGACACAGUUUUGAGGAAGGAAGUAAACAUGGACUGUCAAACUCCGUCUAAUCCUCAUGGCUUAGAGAAAAGAGGAAUUCAACAUGGUGAAGCACUUGACAUCUACUCAAUACUGAAAUUAACAAAUGGUGGCCAUCUAGAACAUUGUAGUCAGUCACAGGACAUUGUGUCACCCAAGGGAUGAAACCAUCUGGUUAUACACCCAAGUCUGCAUUGAUCAACAGAUGCCAUGUGUAACACUGAAUAUACAGUGUAUAGUGUAUGUAUUAUUCUUAAUCUACCAAGAUUGUUACAUGUUCACCACUUUAUAUUUGUAGUAUGGAUACGUCAAUGUGAUAGUUAGCUCUGCACCAUCAGAGCCUCUGGGAAG
This is a messenger RNA of Corticium candelabrum, 3618 nucleotides long. RefSeq names its product DNA polymerase subunit gamma-1-like. Gene Ontology annotation, biological process: mitochondrial DNA replication. The record is from RefSeq and is a predicted model, not a curated record. Gene Ontology annotation, molecular function: 3'-5' exonuclease activity; DNA-directed DNA polymerase activity; DNA binding. The transcript has 18 exons. Gene Ontology annotation, cellular component: gamma DNA polymerase complex; mitochondrion. Bases 10 to 3432 code for a protein of 1140 amino acids. NCBI's taxonomy places the organism in Eukaryota, Metazoa, Porifera, Homoscleromorpha, Homosclerophorida, Plakinidae.